Messenger RNA from Rotaria sp. Silwood2, 552 nucleotides. NCBI's taxonomy places the organism in Eukaryota, Metazoa, Rotifera, Eurotatoria, Philodinida, Philodinidae. The record is from the annotation of a GenBank genome assembly.
AUGCAAGGAUUUGAUUUAACAACACUGUCAUUACCUUAUCAAACAUUUAAUGUUUCUGAAAAUUUUGGAUUUGGAUUGACUAGUAAUGAUGAAUUUUUAUUAAUCGAUCAAAAUUCUGAUUUAAGUUUAUUUGAUAAAGAUUUGACAAUGGUUCGACAAUCUACAUGGAACUAUGGCAUUAUUCGUGAUUUAUGUUGGUCAUCAGGGUUAGCUUGUUUUAUUAUAAUUACAGAGAAGAGUAAAGCAUUUUUAGUUAACGGAAAUAAUUUAUCAAUUAAUUGUAUUGAAGCAAUGGAAAAUCAUUUAUGGUUAUCAUGUACUUGUUCGAAUUCAUUUUUAUAUCUAACAUCACUUAGCAAUGGUAUUGUUGAAUUCUCUCUUUUGCCAUCAUUUUCUUAUGCGAGACGAUGGGAUCCUCCAAUAACUUGUCAAAAAAAAGAAUUUACCAAAGAUAUUACUUGUAAUGAGGACAAAAUUACUCUAAUAGUUGCACUUUUUUCUGAUAAAAUAGUACAUUUAGCAGUUCGAUCAUUAGCAACAUUUGAUCAAUGA